GCUGGGCCCGCUCGCCAGCCCUCCUCGCCCAUCGGUCCAGCCCCGCGCCUGCCGCCGAGGCUCCACCUUAAGAAGGGGGCAGCCGCCGCUGUCAGCCCGCACAGGGGAAAGUCGGCGAGCAGCCGAGGCGGCAGCUGCCGGUGCAGCCGCCCGCCCCGGCCAACUCCGCCGCCGCCCCCGCCGCCCCCCGGGCGCCUCCUCUCCAAGGAGGCAGUUGCUGAAUGGAUGCUCCCGGCUCGGCUGCUGUGAAGCUCAUGGACGUGCUGCCCGCGGGGCCGUGGGGCCGGCGCCUGCAGGACAAGAGCCCGCCGCCUCCCUCGCAGCGCUGAUGUGACCGCGGCGGCUGGCCGGGCCCCGCGGCGAGGAGCCCAGACAGCUUCGGGUGCCGCGGCACGGCUCCAGCGCGGCGGCUCGCCCCCCGUCCGCGGUGCCGCCGCCGCCGCGCGGCCGCCUCAACGAUGAGCGAUGGCGGCUGGAUCUCGCUCAGCCCCGCGGAGUUCGCCCAGCUCCAGCAGUACACGGACUACUCCACCAAGAAGCUCAAGGAUGUCCUGGAGGAGUUCCAUGGGGACGGCGUCCUUGCCAGGUACAACCCAGAACAGCCUAUCGACUACGAGGGCUUUCACCUCUUCAUGAAGACGUACCUGGAGGUGGAUGUACCCGAGGAGCUUUGCCAACAUCUCUUCAUGUCCUUCAAGCGCAAGAUAAGCCAAGCGUCCCCCGAGGCCCAGCACCAGAGCCCCGGCGUCUCACAGCCCAACGCGCUAGAGCCAAAGUCACUUGAUGCCGGCAUCUCCAUCCAGACCGAGGUGGCCUGCGCCCCUGUCACAGGGAUCAAUGGGAAAACGCUUUUAAGUGCCCUGGGACGACACACUCCUGAGUCCAAGAGCUCCCAUGGCAACGCAGCUGAGCCACAACCAGCGUCUCUGACCCCAGCAUCAAUACCCAAUGCCUCUCCCAGCUGGUCCAGGUCAUCCUCCCAGAAAUCCACCACUGGCACCCCUUCUGCUCACAACUCCUCAGGGUCUUCAAAGAUCUCCUCUGGGUCACUGCUCAGCCCUCAGUCACCAGGCUCAAGGGGCUUGGAGAAGAGGUUACCCUUCAGCCUCCGGAAGAGCCACAACUCCCUGAGAGCUGCCACUCCACAUCCCCCGGCACCCCUGGCUCAGGUGGUCUACCUUAAAGACAUUGUCUGCUACCUCUCACUGCUGGAGAGGGGACGGGCAGAGGACAAGCUGGAAUUUAUGUUUCGCCUUUACGACACAGAUGGAAAUGGCCUCCUGGACAGCUCGGAGCUGGAUCGUAUUAUCAAUCAGAUGGUGCACGUGGCGGAGUACCUGGAGUGGGACUCCACAGAGCUGAAGCCUAUCUUGAAAGCGAUGAUGGAGGAGAUAGACUAUGACCACGAUGGGAACGUGACGCUAGAGGAGUGGAUUCGGGGCGGCAUGACCACCAUCCCCUUGCUGGUCCUCUUGGGCAUGGAGACGAACGUGAAGGACGAUGGGCAGCAUGCCUGGAGGCUGAAGCACUUCAAGAAACCCGCCUACUGCAACUUCUGCCGCACCAUGCUGCUGGGGGUCCGCAAGCAGGGCCUGUGCUGCUCCUUCUGUAAAUACACUGUCCAUGAGAGGUGCGUGUCCAAAGAUAUCGCCUCGUGCAUCAGCACAUAUGUGAAAUCCAAGAGAAACACGAACGUGAUGCAGCACACCUGGAUUGAGGGCAAUUCCCCUGUCAAGUGUGACAGAUGCCACAAGAGCAUCAAGUGCUACCAGGGCAUCACUGGCCUGCACUGUGUCUGGUGCCAAAUCACCCUUCACAACAAAUGUGCCUCCCACGUGAAGCCCGAGUGUGACGGGGGCCUGCUGCGGGACCACAUUUUGCUGCCUUCCUACAUCUGCCCAGUGGUUUUGGACAGGCAAUCCCAUUCCAGGAAAUCGGAGAGCGACUCUCCUGCCAGCACCAGCCCCGAGGACAACCACCAAAGCUUCAAGUUCAACUCCACCACGGACGGGCAAGGCCUGCAGAUCAGCCCCAGGCCUGGGACACACCCCCUGCUCGUGUUUGUGAAUCCCAAGAGUGGAGGAAGGCAAGGAGAGCGGGUCCUCCGGAAAUUUCACUACCUACUCAACCCACGGCAAGUGUACAACCUGGACCGUGGAGGGCCUGCUCCAGGGCUGAGCUUCUUCCGGGACACUCCAGAUUUCCGCAUCCUGGCCUGCGGAGGGGACGGCACUGUAGGCUGGAUCUUGGACUGCAUAGACAAAGCAAACCUGCUGAAGCACCCGCCCGUGGCUGUGCUGCCACUGGGAACAGGCAAUGACCUCGCCAGGUGCCUGCGCUGGGGAGGAGGUUAUGAAGGAGGCAACCUGAUGAAAGUGCUGAAAGAUAUCGAGCACAGCACUGAGGUGAUGCUGGACCGCUGGCAGAUAGAUGUAAUUCCCAGUGACAGAGAGGCACGCGGGGACCCUGUCCCGUACAGCAUCAUCAACAACUACUUCUCAAUAGGAGUGGAUGCCUCCAUCGCGCACCGGUUCCACGUGAUGCGAGAAAAGCACCCAGAGAAAUUCAAUAGCAGGAUGAAGAACAAGCUGUGGUACUUUGAAUUCGGCACAUCAGAAACCUUUGCGGCCACCUGCAAGAAGCUCCACGACUAUGUCGAGGUGGAGUGUGACGGGACCCUGCUGGACCUGAGCAACACUUCCCUGGAAGGCAUCGCUGUCCUCAACAUCCCCAGCAUGUACGGAGGCUCCAACCUCUGGGGUGAGACCAAGAAGCAGCGCGGCUACAACCGGGUGGGCAAGAAAGCACCUGAGAAGCUGCACUCAACGGUGGUCACGGAUGCCAAGGAGCUCAAGUUUUGUGUGCAAGACCUCAGCGACCACCUCCUGGAGGUGGUGGGGCUGGAGGGGGCAAUGGAGAUGGGGCAGAUCUACACAGGACUGAAGAGUGCUGGGAAGAGACUGGCCCAGUGUUCAUCCGUCACCAUCAGGACGUCCAAGCUGCUGCCCAUGCAGGUGGAUGGGGAGCCCUGGAUGCAGCCGUCUUGCACAGUCAAAAUUACGCACAAAAGCCAAGUGCCGAUGCUGCUGGGCCCUCCUCAGAAGAGCAGCUUCUUCUUCCUGAAGCGGAGAAACCGAACUCGCGAUUAAACGGUGCGCGAGGAGCCGCAGCCCAGCGAUGGGCUGUCCCACCCCGGCAGGGAGGGCAGCGAGGACACCCCCCCCAGCCUCCAAACCUUCAUCUCCGCAGCGCUCCCGACUCCUCUCUCUGCUUCGGAAACGUCUGCCUGGACGCAGCGUUUUGAGCAGCUCCGAAGGCCUCCGCGGGAAACCACGCAGGGGCUCCACGGGACCUGGCACCCACGUGCCCGCCCGGCCCCAUGGCGGUCAUUUGUCCUGGGAAGGUCUUGGAGGCUCCUUCUCAACCACCGCGAGCGUUUUCUCCAGCCUGCAUCGCAACGGCUUGCAAAGGCAGCCUGAAGUGCAGGGAGGGCGUUUGCUGGAGCAGAGUUCAGACUGAUUAUUUCCCUUUAUUUAAACAACUCCCCCCUGGCAGAGUUGCAAACGAAGCCAGUCCUGAGAAAAAAACGAGCUUCACUUAUUUAUUUUUAAUCCUCUUGGAGGACACUUGAUGUUUUUGCUGCACUGGCUUUCUGUCCACCAAAGCGGCACAUUUGAGAAGUUAUUUAUUUUCUUAGCCUAGAGGAGAUGGUAUUCUGAGCCUCGCUUCCCUAGCCGUUAUCGGAGCAGGUUUUCAACACCUUCAGCUAGCUUCGCUGGUUCGUUUUUUUAAGCAGAUGCAAAUCCGUCGUUCGCUGUCCGCCCUGGGAGCUGCCGCAGGAGAGGGGAGGACACACGGCACGGGGCGGGCUGUGCAGGGAGAGCCCUUGCCAAGCACGCAGGGACAAGCUCAGGGUAAACAGGAGGAGGCCACGCUUUGAGGUGGGAAGGGCAAAAAGGGAACCUCAUGGCCAGCCGCCAUCCUCCGGGAACCCCGCUCGGCAGGGCUGGGUUCGGACCUCACGGCUGUGUUCGUAUUUAUGUAUUUAUUUCGCAGACUCUUUGGGGGUCGUUUUUCCUUUAGGAGGAAAGGCUCGGCAGGGAUGCCGCCUCCCGCUUUGUCCGCCGGCCCCGCGCGGCACCUGGGGGACCUCGCUCGCUCGAGGAGCUCUGCAGAGUUUCCUGUCUCCCAGCAGCCAGAGGAGCCCAAGGGAGGGCUUCCCACCCGCGCAGAGGGCUAGAAACCCUCGGGACGGACAGCCAGAAGGAUGUCGCCCGCAACAGCGAGGGCACAUGUUCUGGGAGCCCGGCAGCCGAGUCUGAGCCAGCUUUGAGGUGGCCACAGGCUUUGGAGGAAUUGCUUUGUACAAGGCGACUUUCAGUCCCUCUCAAGGAUGUCCCUGGCCUUGCGAGGGGACACGACGCUUCUUUGCAGGGACGCUUUAAGGUACUAAAGCCCAAGCCCUGCCACUGCCGGAGCUGCAAUUGGCCGCUGUGUUUGCAAGGCAAGAAAUCCUGGCGAAGCGCUGCCCUCCCGGCUGGAGCAGCAGAAGCUUUUCUCACUUGCAGAAGUGUCUCCAUUUUAAAGCCUCUCCAGCCAGGACGGCGCUUUCCAAGCAGGCAGCUCGUGCUGCCUCGAACGCUCUCGGAUUACUGCACGGAGCCCGGUGGGAGCAGCUCGCCCUUGCUUUGCACAAAGCCAGUGCUCUCGCUCACCCGUCCCAAAGCAAACAAGCUCCCGGGCAAGCGCAGCUCCCACGAGCUGCCGCCCGCCUCCGGGUGCACAUGGGCACUCACCUCCCCGUGGGUUUUCACCAGCUGGUUUCUCUCCGGUCUGGUGACCGGGGGGUGUGAGCCCGGCCAACGCCUUCGAAAUGCACGUGCGGACAUUGGUGACCUCCCCGCUGUGUUUGUCACCUGGGCCAGGUGCCCGUUCUCCCUCCCUGGCUCAGCGCGAGGCCUGGCAGCUAGCGCAGGCGGCAGGGAGCGCGUUUGACACCCCGCGCUUUUCCCAGGACCUGCCGGGGGCCGGAAAACACAUCCUCAGGGGGGACAUGGUGAUCCAGAUGCGUCCCCUGCUGCACGGCACUCCGGAGAGCUGGGAGCUGGCAGCACAGACGCACAGAGGGGGCCGAUGGUCUCUUCUACAGACCCCCGCUGCCCACCAUGGGGGCCCUCUGCGGGGCUGCGGGGACUUCUGUGAGCACCCUGGCCCGGCUCCAGAAACCAGCAGCAAUCAGCCUCCCCUGGGCCCCGCUGAGUCCCCUGUGCUGCUGGGAGCAAAGCAGGAGCAUGAGGUUUGCCCCUCCUGAACCUCAUGGCACCUCCGCUGGCAGGAAACUCCUGCACCUCCGCUUCUUGCCCCGGGACAUGCCUCUGCCACGGAGCGAGGAGCCCUAGCCAGGAUGAGCCACGAUCUCCUGGUGUCACAACACCCGGGCCCUGUUCAUGCUGGAGAUGCCCAUUUCAUAGCAUUACACGGCAGUGCAGAGGGGUGCUGCCAUCAUUAUGUUUCAGAGUUAACAGCCAGUGAGCUCAAAGGGGCUGUUUAUCAUCCUCCUCAAGGCAUGGACAGUACAGCCAUGGGCACGUUGGAAGCCCACGGAGAAAACUUCUGUGCAAGCGUUACCUUGGGGCCUGUUUCUGGCAGAAGCCGUAGGGAGGAGGCUGACACAGGAGGAGGCGGCGGUGCCCCAGGGGAGCCCCCAGCCACGAUCCCACCUCUCCAAGUGGCAGGAUAUGGGAAAGCCCCCAUGGAGCAGCACCCUCUCCCACGCAACGGGUCAGGCCCCAGCCCCAGCCCCCAGCAGGCCCCGGAUGAGCUCUCAGGCCGAGCGAGGCGAGGCGAGGGCAGGCGAGACGCAGGGGCCGGCUUCGGUGCCCACCGCGGCCGAGCCGUCCGCCCGCUCGGGACGGGUCUUUGCUGCUCUGGGCCUCUUCCCGCCUGCCCGGCCCUUCUCCCCCAGCUGAGGGCGAGUUUCCAAGCUUUGGAGCCCUUUCCGGCCGUGCCACCACCGGGUGCCCCUUUCGCCCAGCGCGCACCCCUGGGCUCCGUGCUGGUGGCAGCGCCAUCCCACGCGGACAUACCCGGGAGCGCGCUCGCCGGCGAGCAGUGUAAAUAGCUACGAAGCCAACAGGAGGAGGAUGGAGGCAGCUGGUCAGUAGUAGCAGGCAAAAGCGUAUGGCAUCGAUGAUGAAAUGAACCCUGGUUCCCACGAAGCAGCAGCAGUCGCCCUCCCGAUGUCACCUGAGCACCCUGGCACUUGGGGCGGGUUGAAGAAGAAACUCGGCCGUCUCCAAACCUCCGCCUGCCAGUUCUUCUCGCCAGGGAAAGGCCUGCCCUGUUGGAUGCGUGUGACGACACCCAUGAGACCAGCGGCAUUUCCAGAAGGAGACUCGGCUCCCUUUCCCCAUCUACCUGGACUCGUUGUUUUAAAAUGUGGUCAGAAAGUGCCUGCGUGCAAACAGCGACUUUUCCUGCGGUAAAUCUGCUCCUUGCACACGUUUGCGGUUGGAGAGGCUCCCGCUUUGUGCUCCCUGCUUUCUGCCGCGGCUUUCGCAGUGGCGGUGGCAGAGGUCGGGGUCCGCGGGGUCUCGUAGGGCGCCGCGAGGCUGGUGAGCACUCGGGUCGCGCUCCAGGGCCGCCAGCCCGGCCGGUGGGACCGCGCUGUGCCGGCAGGCCCCGUCCGCGAAAGGGCCACGGGCCCCGAUGGAGGCGGCCCCUUCUGGCAUCCGACGUGACGACCCCCCCCAAAUGCGUCCGCCAGGACAGAGCGGGACCCCCCCCAAAACCACCCGCAGAACCCCCCGGGGCGGGCGCUGGGGCGGGCAGUGCCCCCGCCGCAGCCCUGUCCCCGCCGCGCCGCCCCCGCCUCCCGCCGUGCCCGUAGCCGUGGUCGCCUGCAUGGAAGUGGCGUGGCGUUCGUAGCGUAGCGCGUGUUGCCGUGUGCGUCCGGACUGCUGUGGGCUUACGUCAAAUAAAGAUGGUGAUGAAGCGCU
This is a messenger RNA of Dromaius novaehollandiae (emu), 6998 nucleotides long. RefSeq names its product diacylglycerol kinase gamma (gene DGKG). Gene Ontology annotation, cellular component: plasma membrane. Lineage: Eukaryota; Metazoa; Chordata; Aves; Casuariiformes; Dromaiidae. Gene Ontology annotation, biological process: diacylglycerol metabolic process; lipid phosphorylation; intracellular signal transduction. Bases 459 to 3149 code for a protein of 896 amino acids. The record is from RefSeq and is a predicted model, not a curated record. Gene Ontology annotation, molecular function: calcium ion binding; ATP-dependent diacylglycerol kinase activity. The transcript is spliced from 26 exons.